AUGAGCUCUGACUGGGCACAUAUUGAAGCCGGUGUACCCCAAGGAUCUGUUCUUGGACCAUUGUUAUUUCUGAUUUAUAUCAACGACAUAGCUGAUAAUGUUUCUUCCACUUGUUUUCUUUUCGCUGAUGAUUCCUUACUAUUAGAUGAAGUAAUAUCGCCGAUUGACACAGCUAACAAGCUAAAUAACGAUCUUGAUUCUAUAUCAAUGUGGGCGGAUCGAUGGCUUGUGACCAUGAAUGCUAAUAAGACAAAAAACAUGAUAUUUUCUUCCAAGUUAAACAAGCCCUUGCAUCCUAUGCUUACUUUGGCCAACGAACCAAUUGAUAUAGUUGAUCACCAUGAUCACCUGGGCGUUACACUCACUAAUAAAUUAUCGUGGCGGCCUCAUAUUCUUAAAAUCCAUCAAAAGGCUUCAAAAAAACUUAACUUACUUAAACCAAUGAAAUUUAAGCUAGGAAAAAAACCCAUUGAAAUUCUAUAUAAAUCCGUUGUCCGUUCUUGCUUGGAAUAUGCGGAUGUUGUGUGGGAUGGGUGUUGUGAUGCUGAUCGUGACCUUCUUGAAAGCUUGCAAUUUGAGGCAGCCAGGCUCGUAACGGGGGCAUUGAAAGGUACUCAUAGGGAAAGCCUUCUUAAUGAAACAGGUUGGACUACUCUAAAAGCCAGACGUAAUGAUCAUAAGUUAUUUAUGAUGUACAAAAUUGUAAAUAAUCUGGCCCCUCCGUAUCUGUCCGAAUUGCGUCCUGAUAAUGUCAGUUCUGGAUCAAAUCGUAGUUUACGUGCCAAUGAUAAUCUGAUUGUCCCUUGCUUUCGCUAG
Molecule: messenger RNA, 816 nt
Organism: Paramuricea clavata
Lineage: Eukaryota; Metazoa; Cnidaria; Anthozoa; Malacalcyonacea; Plexauridae
Source: the annotation of a GenBank genome assembly